GGUGGGGGUGGGGGAGGAGGAGGAUGAUGCGAUGUGAUGCGAUGAUCACAGGCAUCGGUGUCGGAAAGCUUCGUUGGGUUUGUGCGAAUCGUCUGCCCCCCACAUCGCGCCUUCAGGCUCUGAAUUGGCAUUUUGUCGUGCACAAGUGAGAGAGGCUUUUAUGCUUUUGUAUUGAAGCGAGGCGUGAGCGUACACAAGAAUCACCGCGUUGUUGCAUUCGUAAGCUCUACGACGCUGAGAUUUUCCUGUUCGUUGCGUGAAGGAUUAUAGGAUCUCCCAUGUGGCUCAUUCUUACCAACGAACGGAUUUCUUCCUCGUUCUUCGAGUGGUCAUGCGGUGAAUUAGUGGGUCGACAUCACGUCUGCACGUACUUAACCCGAUCUUGCGUUGAAGAAAUCAGAGAAGGGCCUGGAGCCAGGACGUGUUUUCUUGGGACUCUUUGUAAUGCUGCGCUGUUAUUGUGGUAGAUUCUAGUGAUUCGUUGACAGAAAGUUCCAACCAGUUCUGUUCAUGCAAUUCUUUUUAUCAAGAUAUCGAAUGUGUACUUUAGACAUGGAGUUUAAGCAUAAUUUAGGAGAAGAUUGAUAGAGAAUUAAUAAUGGGAGGAUCGGGGGACGUUGGUGGGAUCAAGACAGUCAUGGUUGUCAUUGCAAUGCAGGCCGAAGCACUCCCCUUGGUGGAAGCGCUCGACCUUGUGGAAGACGACUUAUCAGCCGUAUUUCCGGGAGGAGUUCCAUGGAAGAAGUACUCUGGCGUACUUGAUGGUCUUAAUGUUCACAUUGUUGUUCCUGGAAAGGACAAAGCCUUAGGCGUGGAUAGCGUGGGAACUGUUCCUUCUUCUUUGCUCACAUACGCAGCUGGUGUAGCUCUACAACCUAAUUUGAUCAUCAAUGCUGGCACUGCGGGUGGAUUCCAGGCAAAGGGCGCCAACAUUGGCGAUGUCUAUGUUGCAACAGAGUUUGCCAAUCAUGACCGUAGGAUACCCAUCCCUGUAUUUGACAAGUACGGAAUUGGGACCAUAGUAGCCAUUCCUACUGGCAACCUCAUCAAAGACCUAGACCUGAAGGAAGGAAAGGUAUCCACUGGAAACUCCUUGGACAUGACGCUGCAAGAUGAGGAACACAUAAAAGCCAACGAUGCAACUGUCAAAGACAUGGAGGGUGCGGCAGUAGCGUACGCAGCGAAUCUGUUGGCUAUUCCCAUGAUCUCCUUGAAGGCCGUAACAGACAUUGUGGAUGGCACCAAGCCAACGGUGGAGGAGUUCCUUGAGAAUAUGUCAACAGCUGCAUCGGCCUUGUCCAGGACUGUGCCUCUAGUGCUGAAAUAUGUGUCAGGGAAGAAUGUUGCCGACCUUGAUUGUUCAUGAAGGUCGUAUCUUGACCUCUGUCGGAAACAUCUCUAGGUCCUCACCAUCUUUAACUUAUUAGUCGCCCUUCGAUUGGAUGCAUGGGAUGUUGGGCUUCCAGUUGUCGAUCACUCUUCGUUUAUAUUUUGCUCCGAAUGCACCAGAUCUUGUCUUCUGCAAAACUUAGUACCAUUUUGCUCUAAAUUCUUGUAGACAUGGAUAGGCCUCCGAGAUAUGGUUUGAGCUGGUGGGUUGGAAGGUGCUUGUGCUCCAGUCGAGAGUCAGUCAUAAAUAUACCCUGAUAUUGGGGAAGUGCGACGUAUUGAUACAUGUAGGAAGAGCUUUGACCAUUGAAUUCAAUGGAGCUGGAAACUGGACUUUUAUGGGCACUGCUAUAAAUGUGAAGUGCGUAGCGUUGAAUUUGUUUGUAGUAAGGACAAUUUUAUAUUGUGCCUACGUAAUUCUGAUUUUCUUAACUUUGUUGGUAAACUCUACUGACUACUGAGGUCUAUUCAUCCAUUUAACAUGAAAGCCAGCGUCUAUUGUCUGGAAUUCAUCUAC
Molecule: messenger RNA, 1906 nt
Organism: Physcomitrium patens
Lineage: Eukaryota; Viridiplantae; Streptophyta; Bryopsida; Funariales; Funariaceae
Source: RefSeq, a predicted model, not a curated record